AUGUGGCAGUGCACGAUUGGCUAUUUGAUGAGAAGUCAUAGGAGUUUCUGUGACCGAGAAAGCUCAGAAUUCUCUGAUGGUAGAUGUGGAGGUAGUCCGUCCGUCCAACUUAUAAAGGGAGCUGGGAUGUGUACCAAAAAUAGAAAAUAAAAAGGGCGCUGGGAUGUGUGGUUGUUUUUGUAUACAUGACAGGCUUAUCCUUGGCUACUUGGUUGCUUAAUCACCGAUCAAAAUAUUGAGGACUGUGUAAAUCCCAAUGGUAACAUAUAUCGACAUGUCCUCUGUCUCCAUUAACAAAUGAGGAAGUUCUGAACUUCUAAUAGCUGAGGAACGGAGAGAGAGAAGGCGGAAGAUGUCAAUCUUGUCAAGACUUCUCUUCCCACCCCCUCCAUCUCUCUUCAUCACGACGAUGUCCGUGAUGAGCUUUGUGGGUUUGUUAAAUGGUCUCUCUGAGGUCAGAGGCAAACACCUCCGCUACUCAAAAUUCAUGAACACAAAUUCCCCGACUUAUGGCAAGGAGAUCAAGUUGCCCAGCAGGAUUGGAAUGCUUGUAGCAUACACACCAGCACUGAUCGUGGGCUUGGCUUCGCUCAGCAUCCUCGACACUGGUGGACCUAGGUGUCUCUUGCUUAACUCGGCACUGAGUGUUCAUUUCUUCAAGAGGGUGGUCGAGGUCUUGUUUGUGCAUCAGUACAGUGGCCACAUGAUCCUUGACUCGGUCAUCGCAAUAUGCCUCAGUUACUUCAUCAGCACUUUGACCAUGAUCUAUGCACAGCAUCUAAGUCAGGGCAUGGAAGAGCCCUCUGUGGAUUUAAAGAGUGCAGGCAUCAUUCUCUUCUUGAUUGGAAUCACUGGUAACUUCUACCACCACUACCUCCUCUCAAAGCUAAGGGAGAGGGAUGACAAACGAUACAAAAUCCCAAAGGGUGGUUUGUUUGAACUAGUGGUCUGCCCACAUUAUCUAUUUGAGAUCAUAGGAUUCAUAGGCAUUGCAUGCAUCUCUCAAACAGUCUAUGCUUUUUCCUUCACCUUGGGGAUUUUGUUCUAUUUAAUGGGUAGGAGUUAUGCUACUAGGAAGUGGUACAUCUCCAAGUUCAAAAAUUUCCCAACAAAUGUCAGGGCUCUGAUACCCUAUAUAUUUUAGGUGAAUGGAGAUCACAUUCCUCGGAUGAAGACUAUGAAGUGAAAUGCUCUACAUCAAUUAGCAAUGGAUGUUUUACAUGUUUAAUUCUUUGAUGAUUUUUAUGCGGGAUAAUAAAGUAAUAAGUUGUUCCUGUAUGUUAUAAUGUUUCUUCUCCCCUAGCAGUCAUCCUUAUACAUCUGUGGCAACCAUUUCUCUUUCUUUAAAAAAGCUGUAUCUGUAACAACUUUAUUCAUA
This is a messenger RNA of Elaeis guineensis (African oil palm), 1378 nucleotides long. The record is from RefSeq and is a predicted model, not a curated record. Lineage: Eukaryota; Viridiplantae; Streptophyta; Magnoliopsida; Arecales; Arecaceae.